AUGAAAUAUCAGGAUAAUAGAAGGUAUCGUGAAAAUAAUUCAAAAUAUAUAGGAGAACGUUAUAAUUCAGAGUAUGAUGACACCUAUCAUAUGAAAAGGCUUGAUAAUGGUAGAUAUAUAUCUAGAGAUAAUGGAGAAUUUUCAAUAAAAUAUAAUAGUGAUUUAACAUAUAGUCGUGGGGGAUGUUAUACUUUAGCUAAAUAUGCAAUGUUUACAGUAAAUAUUAUUUUUGGAAUUGUUGGUUUUGCUUGUCUUGCACUUGGAGCCUGGCUACGGACAGAUAGUCGUUUUAGAGAAUUUUUAAGUGAACGAUAUCGUCAAGCUGUUGCUGAAGCAUUUUGGCAAGCACCAACAUUAUAUGCUUUUUCAUAUAUUCUUAUCGUUUUUGGGGCUGUAAGUAUAGUGACGUCAAUGAUUGGAUGUUGCGGUACUACUGGACGGUCAAAUCUUUUUUUAAUUACUUAUUCUAUUGUAAUAUUCAUUCUUCUUAUCUUUACAAUAUCAUGUAGUUUUUAUAUAAUUUAUAAAAAAGAUGGUAUUGACGUCGAAUUGUCUGAUGCAUUAAAUUAUAUGGUACAACAUUAUUAUCAAGGACCUGGAAUUGUACAAGAAAGUUUAGACAGAUUACAAACAACAUUUAGAUGUUGUGGUAAUGCUGGUUGUGGUGAUUUUUUAGCUUUACGUUUAGAUUAUCCUAGAAGUUGUGAUAUAAGAUGUGAUGGUUGUCACCAUAGAAUUUGGAUUGCUUUAAGUAUUGGUGCUAGUGUAGCUAUAGUUUUAUUUGGUGCUGUUAUAAUCUCACAGUUUCUAGCAAUAUUUAUUUCUUUAUCACUUGUUUUUUCUGAUAGAGAUGAGGAUAAUUAUGAAAAUAAAAGAGAAAGAUAUGAUCCAGCAUAUAGAAAUGAAGGAUUUAUUAAUUCACCUCAUCAACAAUCUUAUAAUUCAAAUCAAAGGAAUAUUCCCAAAAAUGAAUAUAAUCCAGGAAAAAGAGUAUAUAGUUCUCGAUUUUUUACAGGAUAA
Molecule: messenger RNA, 1020 nt
Organism: Strongyloides ratti
Lineage: Eukaryota; Metazoa; Nematoda; Chromadorea; Rhabditida; Strongyloididae
Product: Tetraspanin family and Tetraspanin, EC2 domain and Tetraspanin/Peripherin family-containing protein
Exons: 3
Coding region: 1-1020 (339 amino acids)
Cellular component (GO): membrane
Source: RefSeq, a predicted model, not a curated record